CGGAUGUUAAUUCUGCGGCUUUGAUCAUCAUGAUCACCAGCAAAGCGAACCUCGAAAUAAUCUAUUUCAACUAAACUACAGAACGAGUGCGACCAACCGCAUGCCAUUGCUCACUCAUUACAACUAUCUAUUACGAAGGCACAACCCGACGAUAAUAUCCUGCCAAACGGGACAUCGUGGACUUACUGCUCGGCGGGACGUCUUCGUUCAUCCUAAACUUGACUAUCGCCACACAACUUCGAGUUAUGUCACUGUUUCUCCAUAUCCAACUGAAGGGCGAAGCUGCAAGGUCGCUGGUCGAUGACCAGUAUAAACGUGUACCAAAAUACCCCGAUACUAUGAAGGAGGUCCUUGGAUCCUUAGGCAUACCACUUCCUCACAAGUAUGCGCCGAUUUGGAAGAGUGGAGUAAUCAAAGGAAUAUACUCGGAGCAUAACGAGAGCACCAGUUUUUAUAAUUCGUUGGAUUCUGGAUUUUCACGAGCCAGGAAUUCCGCUUCAAUGUUGGAGAAGUAUUCAAUAAAAUAUAUCAAGUUAUGCGAAUUAGGCUCUCAGAAAUGGUACCUCAACACCGGUGACAGAUGGUCAAAGGCUACGAGUAUUCCUUUAGCUCUCCGCAUACGGCCAGUAUCGUCAAGUACACGAAGGUCGGCUUCCCCUCCCAGGAGAAACCGACCCUUUACUCAAGAUCCUAGAGAAUUGAACUCCCCUAGAGAGCCCCUGAUCCCCCAGACAUCCGCUGCUGGAUUUCACAAGAAUGACAGAGCUGAUGAUUCUCCAGCUGAAGGUUCAGCCAUCGACUCUACAAUGGAGAGGCUACUGAGUAUCAGUCGUUCAUUGAGUGACCAAACAAUUGAUGUCCAAUCAAUAAAGCCUGAUCCAGAUGCCAAUUCACCUAUGGAGUCACCGCCCAUGAAACGCACCCGAUGGGGUGGUCCUCAAGCGCCGGUCCUACCAUCUACUAUACCCCCAUCCGCGGAAAACCGCAAUCAAGUCGUAGAAGCGCAUCGCGCACUGUGGGAUGUUCGCAGAGAGCUCGCCACACUUCGUUCCAGAGAAAAGGCUUUAUUUGCGAGGAUCAAGGCGCUGGGAAGUGCCGAUUCACUCACGGAUCCGGAAGAACGACAGGAAGAUACUCUGAGACAUCGGCUUGAACUGAGCGAAAGUCUAGUUGUGGCGUUACAAGACGACUUGCAUCAAGAGCGACUUAAGAACAAAGAACUGCACUGGCAAUAUGUUACUCAAUCCCACCGUCUGGAGCACCUUGAGACGGCGCUAGAGAAGGCAACUAGGGACAUGAACGGUCGUUCCCUGGUCCCUGCAAUUAUGAGCGCUAUGACCAGAAUCUCGUAUCUUUCAGAUGAAGCUCUGGAUGCUGCACGGAGAGAAGCUGUUCACGGGAAGGGUUAAAUUCGCCGUUGCGUCAGAGACCUUACAUUUAUGUGGACGGUGUAUACUGUGCCAUGUUAUCCUGCUUUACCUUGCAGAUUUUUUGGGUAGUUGGCGGCCACUACUUACAUAGUGACCUCCAUGUAUAACGCGAUCAUUCCUACGUUUGGAGUUCUAUUUCCACGUUCGACUUCUCUUGCUAUUUUGGUAGCUGCCCACAUGUUCAACUUGUGGAUACUUUCUCACCAACAGACAUUUCCAAUGUUCCUUGCGCAGGUUGUCUUCGCACAACCACCAUCGAACAGAGCUCGUUGUG
Somion occarium is the source of this 1704-nucleotide messenger RNA. The record is from the annotation of a GenBank genome assembly. NCBI's taxonomy places the organism in Eukaryota, Fungi, Basidiomycota, Agaricomycetes, Polyporales, Cerrenaceae.